ACAUAGAAAACUUUUUGGGGAACAGCUGUGGUCCAUUACAUUUCCUGAUAGAGGAAGUUUACGAUAAAGCAACUAUGAAUGACUCCCUUUUGAACAAAUCUGGUGAGAACUGGAGAGCGGAAUCGGUUAUAAUAUCUCUGGUCUUCUCGCUCAUAUUCUUGGUCGGCACAGUCGGAAACUGCUUGGUCCUCACCGUCCUUCUCCGAAAUGGACAGAUGAACACAAAAACAACGAACCUUUUUAUUCUGAACCUUGGAGUGGCAGAUCUAUGCUUCAUAGUGUUCUGUGUGCCUUUUCAGGCCACUAUCUAUACAAUGGAUGAGUGGAUAUUUGGACCGUUCCUGUGCAAAGUGGUACAUUUUAUAAUCUAUCUCACCAUGUAUGCCAGCAUCUACACACUGGCGGCCGUGUCAUUGGACAGGUAUCUGGCCAUCCGCUACCCCCUCCGUUCCCGGAAGACGAGGACCCCUCGAAACGCCCUGUUGUCCAUCUGCAUGGUGUGGGCUUUGUCCCUGGUCUUCUCCAGCCCGUAUCUCAGCUACUACCGACUGAUGGACCUGGAUGGCACGGCGGUCUGCAUCCCCGCCUGGCACUUCCGCGACAGGCGACUCAUGGACGUUUGCACCUUCGUGUUCGGGUACCUCGUCCCUGUGCUCAUUCUCAGCCUGACGUACGCCCGAACCGUCCGCCACCUCUGGACCACGGUGAACCCCGUGGAGGACGUGGCCGAGUGCCAGAGAGCCAAGAGGAAGGUCACAAAGAUGAUCAUCGUCGUGGCGAUGCUCUUCUGCCUCUGCUGGCUUCCGCAUCACCUGGUCAUAUUGUGGAUGUGGUUCGGCCACUUCCCCCUGAACCACACCACCUACGUCCUCCGCGUCCUCUCCCACCUGGUGGCCUACGCCAACUCCUGCCUAAACCCCAUAGUCUACGCCCUGGCCUCCAAACACUUCCGGAAGGGCUUCCGCGCGGUGUUCGACUGCGCGUUCACUAAGAGGGUGGGGAACCGGGUGCAUGCGUUCCAGAUGCUCCAGACGUUCCAGGCUGUGCAGGCAGUCAGCACGGUGGAGGCGGGGUCCAGCGAGAUGUCCGACCUGUGCCACAGGUCACCGCCCGGAGGCUGGACCAGGAAAACCACACCUGGGAAAUAA
Messenger RNA from Esox lucius (northern pike), 1148 nucleotides. Its product is annotated as galanin receptor type 2. Gene Ontology annotation, biological process: G protein-coupled receptor signaling pathway. Gene Ontology annotation, molecular function: G protein-coupled receptor activity. The transcript has 2 exons. The coding region runs from base 75 to 1148 and encodes 357 amino acids. Lineage: Eukaryota; Metazoa; Chordata; Actinopteri; Esociformes; Esocidae. The record is from RefSeq and is a predicted model, not a curated record. Gene Ontology annotation, cellular component: membrane.